GCGCACCAGUACCAUCGACCACAUAAAAUUACGCAGACCAUAUAGACUAUGUGUCAAAAUCGAGGGCAAGACACGUCGUCGUCGCUGGCGCAGUUGGGAAGCGGAGUUGAAAAUUACGAAAUAAAAAAUUACAACAUGGUGCCUGGUUAAACCUUGAAAGCUUGAAGACUGCUGUCAUAUGCAUCAAUGAUCAUAGCCUUAUUCCGACACGAUGGUCAAUUCCGUUGAAUUUAUGUGGGGUCCUGGGGCCAUCGGAUUCAUGAUUGCUACAGCGUUCUAUGGGGUAGCUUUCUGGCAGUAUAUCUUCUACCUCAGAUCAUUUCCUCAAGAUUCGAAAAGACUCAAACUAUUCGUAUUUGUGGUCUUUUGUCUCGGAACAAUACAUGAAUAUGCCUUGAUAGGGAUGUACUGGUCUAUCCUUAUUUCAUGCCGUCGUAGCACAUCCCAUGAGUGCACGGCUGAACUUCCAUGGCAGAUGCUGGGGGUAUUUAUGGCAUGUUGGAUUGUAUUCGCAGUUCAGUGCUUUUAUGCACACAGGGUGUGGAUAAUCACGGAACACAACCGCUUAAUCACAGGCAUAAUUUGCGCGUUCGCCGUUACAGCAUUUGUUUUCGGCACGAUAACAGGCGCUGUGAUAUUCAACACGAGAAAUCCUGUAGAUUUAUUCGGCAAAAAGUGGUGUCAGAUUUCUGCAGUUGCUGGUGCCUUGGGUGAUAUUGUCAUUACCGGGUCAGUCUGGUGGUUUUUGCGCCCUGCACGAACAGACAAUGUCAAAGCCAAAUUAUCUCAAUAAACUGACACAAAUUUUUGUUAACAUGGGUUUAUUUACCUGGUACGUGUAAUGUUACAAAUGCGUCGAACACUUCCGUCACAAGGUUUUCCAGCAUUGCGGCAAUCGCGAUGGCUGUGCUCUAUCAGGUUCAGCAUGGUGGUCUUGGCCAGUUCUAUUCCGCUUUGCCUGGAUCACUUCUAGCCAAAAGUCAGUUGGUUGCAUACUCACUGUGCAAAC
This is a messenger RNA of Suillus bovinus, 1009 nucleotides long. RefSeq lists its product as uncharacterized. Bases 212 to 793 code for a protein of 193 amino acids. NCBI's taxonomy places the organism in Eukaryota, Fungi, Basidiomycota, Agaricomycetes, Boletales, Suillaceae. The record is from RefSeq and is a predicted model, not a curated record. The transcript is spliced from 17 exons.